AACAAACAUACAUCCAUACUACAACCAUGGGUCUCAUGUGGCACAAGGGCUUUGGCGGAAAGAGGGCUGGUGGCGGUGUCGUUGUUGACAAACACGGUGUUCGACGCGCACCCUUUCGCAUCUCGUGCGGUGGUUUCUCUUGCUUCCGCUAAGCAUCCACCCUCCUCAUAUCAACGAUUCACGACUUGUAAGUCAAACAGGCUCACCAACGGUAACCGUCAGCUUACAUGUUCAGCUCUCAACACGUCCAUAUCUUGA
Bipolaris victoriae FI3 is the source of this 258-nucleotide messenger RNA. RefSeq lists its product as hypothetical. NCBI's taxonomy places the organism in Eukaryota, Fungi, Ascomycota, Dothideomycetes, Pleosporales, Pleosporaceae. The annotation marks the transcript as partial. The record is from RefSeq and is a predicted model, not a curated record. The transcript has 2 exons.